AGUCAUCAUUGAAAUUUUUGUAUGAAGUAGAAGACCUUCUUUGCCUCCCUCUGACUUCUUUCCCCUCUUCAUUCUCUCUCUAUUUUAUCUCUCUUCAAUAUAUAUACAACUAUUAUAUCCACUUUGUCUGUUUAUUUCCAAAGUCUUCCUACAAAGCUACUUUAAAUUUCUCUCUCUAAAUAUUAAUUAAAAAAAAAAUGGGAAGAGCACCAUGUUGUGAUAAAGCAAAUGUGAAGAAAGGGCCAUGGUCUCCUGAAGAAGAUGUUAAACUCAAAGAUUACAUUCAUAAAUUUGGCACUGGUGGUAAUUGGAUUGCCCUUCCUCAAAAAGCUGGUUUGAAGAGGUGUGGGAAAAGCUGCAGAUUAAGAUGGCUUAAUUACUUAAGACCAAAUAUUAAACAUGGGGACUUCUCUGAUGAUGAAGAUAGGAUCAUUUGCAGCUUGUAUGCUACUAUUGGAACCAGGUGGUCAAUAAUAGCCGCUCAAUUACCAGGAAGGACAGACAAUGAUAUCAAGAAUUACUGGAAUACCAAGCUUAAGAAGAAGCUAAUGGGAAACAUUAUUACUAAUAAUAAUAAUUCCCCUAAUUUAAAUAUUAGUAAUCACAAAAAAUCCCUUAACUAUUAUCCUAUGCUUCAAAAUAAUCUCUACCCUUCAUCACCAUCAUCAUCUCUGUUAUCCUCACCUUCUUUCCAGUGUACCAGCACAUACCCUAUAACUAUGUCUUUUUCAGAAGGGUGUUCAAAUAAUAAUAGUAAUACCCUAAUUCUCAUGCAAAAUCAUCAACAGCAAGUAAAAGACAAUAGUACCCUUCUCGAGUUCGGUGGCGAUCAUCAACAACAACCAAGUAGUUGUAGUUCUGAUGGGAGUGGGAGUAUUACUCAGAUGAUCACUAAUCAAGUAAAGAUUGAAGAUAAUCAGCAGAAUAAUUAUGGGUGUUUUUACGCGAAUCAAGUUGUUAAUCAUCAACAAGAUGGUCAAGGGAAGAUGGUGUUGGUGGAGGAGAAGUCAUCUUGUGUUAGAGGAGAUAGUGCUGUAUUAUGGGGGCAAAAUGGUCAAACUACUACUUCUACUUCAUUGUUGGAGAAUUAUGGGUUAGAGGAGAUCAAGCAGCUAAUUACCACUAAUUACAGCUUUCAUGAAACUAAAGAAGAGGAAAAAGACAUGACCAAGGUGAUGUACUAUUAUUAUUGAUCACCAAGAUUAUAAAUUUAUUAUUAUUAGAUCGAAUUAUCUUUUUGUAACCAUGUGUAGUUCUCGACUUCUGGUAUGUUUUAUCGUACCAAUAUUCGUAGGAAUUAGUUAGAUUGUUUCUUUAUUAAA
Spinacia oleracea (spinach) is the source of this 1322-nucleotide messenger RNA. Its product is annotated as transcription factor RAX2. The transcript has 3 exons. The coding region runs from base 198 to 1193 and encodes 331 amino acids. Lineage: Eukaryota; Viridiplantae; Streptophyta; Magnoliopsida; Caryophyllales; Amaranthaceae. The record is from RefSeq and is a predicted model, not a curated record.